Molecule: messenger RNA, 3743 nt
Organism: Amoebophrya sp. A25
Lineage: Eukaryota; Dinophyceae; Syndiniales; Amoebophryaceae
Source: the annotation of a GenBank genome assembly
UAGAAUAGUCUAGCCGUCCAACGGCAGAGAUCUUUCUCCAUCAAAAAUUAUACGCUCUGAAAUGUCUGCAAAUCGAAGAAAUUUAGAUCUUCUAAUGUAGAAAAUGAUGACUGGAAUAAGAAAAUGCAAAAAGAAUGAUCCGAAAUGAAACAGAAGUCAUAUCAUAGAGGCUCCUUUUAUCUUUGUCGCUGUGAAUAAUUAUGAAUGACUACGCCUACGUCGAAGAUCUUCUGAAGAUCCACCUGUCUGAAUCGCAGUUGCCAUCGACAAGAUCCUCACACGUUGAUCUUGAAUACAAAAUCAGUGUACCGAUUUGAUACUCGUCCUUUUUUUCGAGAUCUUCUCCAUCUCAACAUGUUUCCUUUUUCCAUCCUCCACCAGGAUAGCUGUCCCCUCAUGACUUUAGAUGUGAAAUGUACUUGGACGUCCUAUCAGGAUCUACAUUAUUUUCUCGUUUAAGUAGUUGUAGUUGUGCAUCUACAUCUUCAAGCGUGUAGAUGGAGAACCCAUUGUACCUCCACGGCACCACUUAAGUAGCCCAAAAGCAGGUUAGCUCCCAUGAUCAUUCUCGACAUCAUGUAGAGCUACUAGUUCAACAAAUAUUCCAUCAAAAAAUGGACCAGCGCGAACGAAUGCUGUCGUGUCUGCCAGACGAUGCAGGUGAGCUGGAGGCCUUGGGCCUUGCGCUACCCAGGACCAGCACUGCCGAAACUUCGACGUGCACAACUUCUGGCUCCUCUGGUUCUAGUGCUAUUGCAUCAUCUAGUUCUAGCGCUAGUAGUACAGCAACUUCAACAUCAACGUCAACUUCAUCGACUUUUUCUGGAAGGAUACCAAACUUUCGGAUGAAUGUUGGCUCCUGUGGUGGGCUUGAUGGAGCAGAUACUUACACUAGUCGUACGUGUGGUAGUAGGGCAGGAGCUGCCUCAUCGUCCUCGUCUUCGUCACUGCUCAAUGUCCCGUCGUCUGCUCCGCUUAGAGUCCGGGUACCAGAGAAGUUCGUCAAGAUGCUUAGGAAACGAAGAAUGAAGGGCCUCUCGGUGAAAAACGUGGAGCCACCUCUACUCAGUGUUGUGAAGCUGCCAAAACUUCCUGUAGCACAAGCACAAAGCAAUGCAGCGCGAAUCCCAGAACUCUCAACCGACACACUUGUCCAAAAAAUGCAAAUCGAGGAUGAGAGUGUAGCACCACAAGCAGGAGGUCCUCCUGCUCUAGUACUUCAGGAGCAGCAGGAUCAGCCAGAAGAAGUAGUAGACGUAGUCUUUUCUGGGGAGAAGCAGCAGAAUAAAGGGGGUGGCAAAAAGAACGGGGCCAAAGCAGGUCUGAUCUCCAGAGACACGAUAAAGAGUCUGCAGAGCGCGAUAGCUGUGGCGAACGGAGAAAAAUUCGGAAAAGGUCGUAAUAGAAAAGGCAACUCUUCCUCUACUUCUAAGGGAGGUAGCGGCAAAAGUACAGCUAACAAGACUUCUACUACCACAUUGGACACAGCUAUUGACGAAGCAAAAGCUAAACUUCUUAGGGAGAGCGAGAAUAAAGAACUUCUAAAGCUGAAACGAGAUGAAGAUCAUGAUGCCUCUGCUUGUAGUUCAGGUGCGGUUGUUCCCGGUAACGAAGUCGGACAAACUCUGCGGGACAUCCUGACACAGAGAACUUCAAAUCGUAACUGGCGCUCAGGGAUUGCUAAGCGGGUUUUGUCCUUCUUAAAGGAACAGGCUGCAAAGCGAGAGGCAGGUCCGAAGAAGCGAAAGUUUGUCAUAGAUGUUGCGGAGUUACUUCAUUCAAUACCACCUGGUGGACAAGGCCAAGGGGAAGUCGGAUGUUCAUCUUCCCUUGUUGAGGAUCAUCUUCAUGGGAAGCAUGAAACUUGUUCACCUUCUUCCACAUCAACAUCUUUACCCCUAGUUUGCGGUCGUGAGCGUAUCCCUUAUUGCACUGCCAAGUCGCAUUUGCCCUUGACUUGGUGCGUGCGUCCUGCACAGGAUGGUUCUGGCGCUCUCGAUUUAGUGCCGAUUUUCCGCUCUCUCGUUUUCCAGCAAGCAGGCACACCUGACCAAGUACCUAGAGCACUGAUGGGUGAUUACAAGCAGUACGUUUGUCAAGAUGUUGAGCAUGAACAUCAACAUGAUCAAGCUGCUAGAGGGAGAGCGGCAGGGACAUCAACAUCAGCAUCACGAAAGCCUUCACGGACAGGAGUCCAAGCCCAGCUUCGUGCUCCCUACACGAUCGAGGAAGCAGAGACCCUGAUUCGUCGUAGAAAGCUCCAGCGACGACGCGAGUGGCUCCAGAUGGAACGGCUUGCUCUGCGCGCUGGCUUUACGCUGUCCGAACGGGGUCCGCCGCCAGGUGCUGGCCAGGUAGACCAAUGGACAGCGACGCACUGGGGUGGGAACCGUGAAGACCUAGACCGCGGUGACGAAGGUGACGGUUUCGCUGACGACGAAGCCGAUUUGUGCGGAUGGGAUGACGAUAAAGUGAAAGAGGAGGUGGAAUUGAACAAGCCAGAAGACGAAGGUGGAAGUACUGGUAGUGUAGUUGCUGAUGCUGCUAGACUAGGUGCAGGCGGAAGCAACGAUAAGGAAAGAGAGGAUCUUCGAGAUGGAAAGAAGUCGAAAAAGAGAAGAUCAACAUCCUCGUCAGGUUGUAGUAGCACGUCUGACUCUGAUGAUGGAUCCACGUCAAGUAGUUCAGAUGGUGAGCCAAAGACCAAAUCGUCCAAAAAGCGGAAAAAAAAUACUACUCGAAGUGAAGAUGAAGAUGACUUCAGUGACUCUGAAGAAGACGGUUCUUCCACGAGGACUUCUUCUCAACGUGGUGCUCAAAACAAGCUCAACGUCAAGAAGAGGAGAAAGAGAAAUGCAACAACUCCUUCUACGUCCAGUUCCUCUACACCUGCUAGUAAUGAUCGUCUAAAUCUUCAGGAUGAGGAUGAGGACGAAGAACUCUCUCUAAACCUCUCUCCCGACAGCCUAUCCGCAGAUAUUCACGCAGCAUUAGCUCGAUUGAAGAACCAAGAAUCGAACAACACGGCCGAGGCCAUCAUCAAGUCUGAAUCGCUCUCUAACCGAACUGCCGUAAGCGAAUUCACCAAAGAGGAACAGCGAAAGCAAGCCCUUGCCGAGAAGAAAAAGCAAGCUGCGAGAAGUGCGAAGAACAAGAAAACUGUGAUCACCAAAGCGGAUGAGAAAAAGAUACGGCUAUUUGCGAAGCUCCAGUCGAAGCUGUUGAAGCAUAUCCAAUCAGACAGUCAAAGAGGUCAGAUAACGCCGAAAGAGCUCAAACUCUGGAUGACAGAGGAGAAAUGUAGUUCGGAAGAACAAGCUAUCCAAAUUCGUAACUACCUCUACGAAAUCGCUUCAGCAGAAAAGGAUACGUCUAGUGGCCAAUUGGUUUUCUACUUGAAUGCGGAGCACUAUGAUUGGGAUCACGAGGUGGUGGAAUAGGGUUAGGGACUUCGAGUAUUCAUUUUUUUUGAGUCGCAGACUGACGCCAGAGGAAAAUGCCUUCUCUCUUGUUACCCUUACCUCCGCGUGAACACGAUUAGUACUUACCUUUACUUACAACUUUGUCCCCGACAAGAGCCCCAACCUGAUGGCAGCCCCAAGGAUUCCCUCUCAACCCAGCGACAUCAAAACCUCAACUCCGAUUGAACACAAAAUCAGAAAUUUUAAAGACUGUCAGGUCCCCGUUCUACAGAUGUUCGCGUCGUAAGAUUCGAUACUUUGCUCUGAUCAUGUUGAUUAAAU